Molecule: messenger RNA, 8067 nt
Organism: Myxocyprinus asiaticus (Chinese sucker)
Lineage: Eukaryota; Metazoa; Chordata; Actinopteri; Cypriniformes; Catostomidae
Product: protein dispatched homolog 1-like
Exons: 8
Coding region: 395-4921 (1508 amino acids)
Cellular component (GO): membrane
Source: RefSeq, a predicted model, not a curated record
UUGAAUGUGCUCCGUUGUUCUCGUGAAAUGUGUGAAAUAACUCGCUCUUUUCUAAAGGAUGUGUUUCACUUUGACUGUGAGAUGUUGCCGCAUGUUUGGGCACGAGACUGAAGUUUAAAAGCAGAUUUCAUGUCUGUUUAGAUGUUUGUUGAGUCCGGGGAAAGUAAAUAAUGCGGUGUGGAGAGACUGUUAGCGUUUAACUUUGAGCGGAUUUUUCGGUUGAACUGAUAAUGUGACUGAUCAAGACGACUUAACAUAAUUACAAGUCUCAUCAAGGACUCGUUUAAAUCAGGACUCGAGCUGGUGUUAUGAGUUUAUUAAGAAUGGAAGACUGGGAUCUGUCUUAAACUAGUAAAGUCCUGAGCAUACGGUUGGCCCUCGGGCAGGAAGGACCAUGGCCCUGAGUGAGGGCUCCGAUGACCUCCGGUCCCUCAGCAAUGGUGGACCCUCAACAUUCGCCAGCGACAAAAGUUACCAUGCCAACGAAGACUCUGAGGAGGACCUGGGAGUGUCUACAUCCAAAGGGGACCCCACAUAUCCCAAUGAACAAAUCCAGCCGGAUCGGUCGGGUCAAAGAGGAAGGCUUAAAAUGAACGGAACUGUACGUCCAUCUUCGUCUGGCUCCGCUGCUUCUUCCUCGUCCUCAUUGCAUGGCGCAGACUCUCAGCGGCUGGCCAUGCUGUUACCCAACUCUCUACCACCCCAUUGUUGCACUUGUUGCGCCCCAUGUCAGCCCAUCUGCUGCAACGGGAACCAGCAGGAUUGCGCCCUCUUCCAGAGUGCUGUGUCAGCUGCACCACUUCACAUGGGCAUGUGCGGCGUGCAAGGCGUCCGAUGUUUCUGCAUGCAGCACCAAUGGCAGGAGCAUCUGCAGAACCCGCCCAACAUGACCACACUGAGCCCUCCAAGGCCCUUUCGGUUUCCCAAAAGUUAUGCAGAGCUCAUUGCUGAUUGGCCGGUGGUGGUGUUGGGGGUGUGUACUGUGCUCAUCGUCGUUUGUGCUCUGGUCGGUAUCCUAGUGCCUGACCUGCCGGACUUCUCAAAUCCUCUGCAGGGUUUUGAACCAAGAGGCACUGCAAUAGGCCAACGACUUGUAACGUGGAAUAACAUGGUGAAAAACACGGGAUACAAAGCAACACUGGCCAACUACCCCUUCAAAUACGCAGAUGAGCAGGCCAAAAGUCACCAAGAUGACAGGUGGUCAGAAGAUCACUAUGACCGAAAGAAAAGACAAGCCGAGUGGGAUUUCAGCAAAGACAGUUUCUUUUGUGAUGUACCGGGUGACAGUUAUUCCAGAAUUGUAUUUGCCUCUGCGGAGGGGAAGAACUUGUGGAAUAUACAGGCCAUAAAAUCCAUGUGCAAUUUUGACAAUACACGGGUUCGUUCUCAUCCGCAGUAUCUGGAUUUGUGUCAGCGCACCACUGCUGCCUCCUGCUGUCCAAGCUGGACGCUCGGGAACUACAUAGCUGUCUUGACAAACAAGUCCUCCUGUCAUAAGAUCACAGAGCGUGAUGUUUCACAUACUCUAAAGAUCCUGCGCUCCUGUGCCAAGUAUUAUCACAACGGCACUCUUGGCCCAGAGUGCUGGGACGUUAACACCCGCAAGAAGGACCUGAAGUGUGGCAGCGUGCCUCGGAAGUGUACAAAAUACAACGCUGUUUAUCAGAUCUUUCACUUUUUGGUGGACAAAGACUUCCUGAAUCCAAAGAACACGGACUACCUUCCACCGAACCUGAAAUACAGCAUGCUGUUUUCUCCAACUGAGAAAGGAGAAACAAUGAUGAACAUUUACUUGGACAACUUUGAGAACUGGAACUCGUCUGAUGGGAUCACAACCAUCACGGGAAUCGAAUUUGGCAUCAAACACAAUUUGUUUCAAGACUAUCUACUAACAGAUACCAUGUACCCUGCAAUAGCUAUCGUAAUAGUGUUAGUGGUCAUGUGUGUCUACACCAGAUCAGUGUUUAUAACCCUUAUGACCAUGUUUGCCAUCAUUAGUUCGCUAAUCGUCUCAUACUUCCUGUACCGUGUGGUCUUCAACUUUGACUUCUUCCCCUUUAUGAAUCUCACUGCGCUCAUCAUACUGGUCGGAAUUGGCGCUGAUGAUGCGUUCGUGCUUUGCGACGUAUGGAACUACACAAAGUUGGACAAGCCCAACUCUGAGCUCUCAGAGACCGUUAGUGUCACGCUUCAGCAUGCAGCACUUUCAAUGUUUGUGACCAGUUUCACGACGGCUGCUGCCUUCUAUGCCAACUACGUGAGCAACAUCACUGCCAUUCGCUGCUUCGGCGUGUAUGCAGGUACUGCUAUCUUGGUUAACUACAUACUGAUGGUCACCUGGCUGCCAGCUGUGGUGGUCCUACAUGAGCGAUACCUGGUCAGCCUCUUCACCUGUUCACGGUUACAACACCAGCAGACAUCUGGCAACACAACGUUUUGGACAAACCUGUGCCAGACAGUCAACAAAUGUCUUUUUGCUAUUUCAGAGGCCUCUGGGAUUUUCUUUGAUAAAGUAUUGCCUUGCAUUGUGAUAAAAUUGCGCUACUUGUGGCUCUUGUGGUUCAUGGCCAUAACAGUGGGCGGUGCUUAUGUUGUUUGUGUGAACCCAAAGAUGAAACUUCCAUCUCUUGAGCUGUCCGAAUUUCAAGUAUUCCGCUCCUCGCAUCCAUUCGAACGCUAUGACGCAGAGUACAAAAAACUCUUCAUGUUUGAACGCGUCAACCAUGGAGAAGACCUCCACAUGCCAAUCACCAUCAUUUGGGGAGUAACUCCGGUUGACAAUGGAGAUCCCCUGAACCCCAAAAACAAGGGUAAACUGACUCUUGACACGACCUUCAACAUCUCUAAUCCUGCUAGUCAGAUGUGGAUUCUCAAUUUUUGCCAGAAGCUGAGGAACCAAAGCUUUGUUUUUCAAUCUGAGGAGCAAGACUUUACCAGCUGCUUCAUGGAGACGUUCAAGCAAUGGAUGGAGAACCAAGACUGCGAUGAAGCUCCAGUCUAUCCCUGUUGUAGUCAGUCUACAUUCCCUUACAAACAAGACGUCUUUGAGUUGUGCAUCAAACGGGCCAUAAUGGAGCUCGACAGAAGCACCAUCUACCACCUCGACAGCAAGACACCAGGUCCAAGGUUCGACAUCAACGACACAAUUAGAGCAAUUGUACUUGAGUUUCAAAGUACCUACCAUUUCACGUUGGCGUAUGAGAAGAUGCAUCAGUUUUACAAAGAAGUGGAUGCCUGGAUUGAGGAGGAACUGAGGGAUGCUCCUGAUGGACUCAGCUAUGGGUGGUUUGUAAGCAACCUGGAAUUCUACGACCUUCAGGACAGCCUGUCGGAUGGCACUCUUAUUGCUAUGGCGCUCUCGGUGGUGGUAGCCUUCAGUGUGAUGCUCCUGACCACUUGGAACAUCAUCAUCAGUCUCUACGCCAUCAUCUCCAUUGCUGGAACCAUAUUUGUCACAGUUGGAUCACUGGUGCUUCUGGGCUGGGAACUGAAUGUGCUUGAGUCGGUGACCAUUUCGGUUGCUGUAGGGCUAUCUGUGGACUUUGCCGUCCAUUACGGCAUAGCGUAUCGCCUAGCACCAGAACCAGACAGAGAAGGGAAGGUGGUCUUCUCCUUGAGCAGAAUGGGCUCGGCUAUAGCCAUGGCAGCCCUCACCACCUUUGUAGCUGGCGCGAUGAUGAUGCCCUCCACAGUUCUGGCCUACACCCAACUCGGCACCUUCCUGAUGCUGAUCAUGUGCAUUAGUUGGGCCUUUGCAACGUUUUUCUUUCAAUGCAUGUGUCGUUGUCUUGGUCCUCAGGGCACGUGUGGACAGAUUCCUUUGCCAAAGAAACUCCAGUGUUAUGCUUUCGCGGAGCACAUACCUGAAACUCAAUCCAGUCAGAACCAAGGCAAGCUUUGCUACACAAGCAAGUACCAGAUGGAUAACUCAAGAGGAGAGGGUGGACUUGAACAUUACGAGCUUGAGCCAUUGGCGCUGAACAUCAGAAAUUACGAAAAAGCCACCAAUGAAGACCAGCAAGCAUGUACGCAAUUGCACAAUGGAGUUUCCCAUCACGCAAGCUUAUGUGCACCCAACGCUGAUCCAAGAGAACCAAUCCAUGACCUUGAUAAUGGCUUACCAGGUACAGAACUUCAACAUCUUCAUCCGUACACGUACAGUACAAGAUGCAGCUGUAAAAACUCGAUGCCUCGGUAUAUAAGAGACCAACAAAGAGCUCAAUACAAUCACUGCAACCAAUCUGAAGAAACCCAAUGUAAACCGUUAGCAACCAAUCACUUACAUGUGAGACACAACCCUCAGUCCACACGGGACUGGGUGAACAAUGACUGUUACAUGAAAUGUGGUCACAUCCAUCAUUGCUCGCAAAGUCCAACAUCAAGGCAGGCCAAUCACAGGUGUUUUCCUGGUGGAUACAACAUGCAUGCCGUGCAACUUUUGCAUCAGGCAAUGUUGUCGGAUACGUCAGUGCAAGACGAGUCCAAUAUUAGGGCGUGUGGCCUGAAUUCGCCUUUACCGGAAAGCUUAUGCUUACCAGCUCACAUUCAGUGUUGUGCAACAACGGACUCAACUAAAGUCUGUACAGUUAAUCAUGACACAGGGGACCAAGUGUUAAGUUCUCAGAGCCCUCAAAAGCUACCAUGGAACCAUGUAAAAACAAAAGUAAAUGGCACUUGUGUUUUGAUACAGGACAGUUGUGAGACUCAAGAACAUGUUCCAGUCGUGCCGGAAGAAAGUGCCAAAUGCAAUCAGAAUAGCAAAGACAAUAAUGAAAGGGUGGAGCCCGUCUCUCCCAAAAUAUUUAGUUGUUUUAAGAAGUCUGUAAAAGCGAAGUGCAAUUCUGUAGAGUAUCACAAGCCAAAAACCAGCGUGCCUACUAUUGCCAUUCAUUCAAAAGCCUCAUCUGAGAGUUUAUGCUAAUAUUUGAAAGGAAAAAGUGGCAUUUAAUGGGGUAGUCCCCUCAGUUUCUUGUGUUGUUUUGUAUGGCUUUCAUACAGGUGUGAAACAAAAUGACAGAAAUGGCAUUUUCUGAAAAUGGGUUAUUCAGUGUCAACUCAACCAAUUUAGUUUAUCUUUUUUUUUUUCUGGUGAAAUGCUUGCAUAAAUAAUGAUAAAAGCCAAAAUAUAAAAUGCCAUUAAUCAAUAUUUACUCCGUAAUCCAAUAUUUUCCCAAAGGGGGGGUCAAAGUGACAAUUUUGGGCCUAUGAUUUAAGGCAAAAUAUAGAAAAAAAAAAACAUUACAGGUACUCCAACUUUGAAAAAACAGCACAGUGUUUUUUAUUUAUUUUUGACUCACACCAUUGGCAUAUAAUGCAACAAUUAGACCUACAUAUCUUUGUGUAAAAAUUAAAUAAUAAUGCUGCCACCUGUCUAAGGUUAUUUUGUUUUUACCUGUAGUUUUGAACCAAAAUCAUAGGCGAAAAUUGUCAUUGACACCCCUCAAAUUAAUGGAUUACUCAGUAAAUAUUUAUCCAUGGCAUUUAAUAUUUCAGCUUUGAUCAUCAAUAAUGUUUAUUCAGAAAAAGGAUUACAAAAUCUAAAAUAACAGGGAAGGGGAAGUUUUUUAAAUUUGGUUGAUUUGACACUGAAUAACCGUAGCUCACCAUCCCUUGAAUGAGAUAUUACCAUAUUGUUGACAUUUAUUUCUGUGCAAUCAAGUGGGAGAAAAAAGAAAACUGGUGGAUUCAUGACACUUAUGUAUAUGUGAAUAUUAACACGAAAUCAAGCCAUCAAAGCAUUCAUGACUCGUUCAUAUUUGUACACGAAGUCUGGUUAAAAGAGGCAUAAAUUUGCCCUACAUGCGGUAUUGUCAUUAUUUUAGUUUUUGUUUUGUUUUUUUACAUUUUCACACGUCUAGCCACAAGCCAUCAAUUUUAAAUGGAAACAGAAAAACACACUUUAUUUUCCUAUACAUUUCAUAUGAACGUGUGUGUGUAUAUAUAAAUAUAUAUAUUUGUAUGUGUGUGUGUCGUGUAUGUAUUUGAGUCAUGCAGUUUGUUGAUGCUGAUUUGAACGUUUCGCCUGUAAAGUUUUAAAUAAUUUUACAAGUAAACUCCAGUAGUUUCUGUGAUGGCUAUUUUUAAGGCUGAUUGACUGCAUUGUUUCAAAGUCCUCAGUUCCUUCCAGUUUCUUUGGUGGUUGAAAGGCAGCCAAAAUCUCCACCUUCUGCAGUGAGCAAACAUUACAUUUGCCUCAGGAUUUCACAGAAAUUGAGUCACGACAGCAGAAAAAAAAAACCUAUUUCACUAUAAACUAAAGAAAAACACUUUUGCCAAAUACACAUGUGAAUUAAAGGGAUAGUUAAAAAAAAUCUGUCGUCAUUUAUUACAGUUGAAGUCAGAAGUUUACAUGCACAUAGGUUGAAGUCAUUAAAACUCCUUUUUUAACCACUGCACAGAUUUAAUAUUAGCAAACUAUAGUUUUGGCAAGUCGUUUAGGACAUCUGCUUUGUGCAUGACACGAGUAAUUUUUCGAACAAUUGUUUACAGACAGAUUGUUUCACUUUAAAUUGACUAUAUCACAAUUCCAGUGGGUCAGAAGUUUACAUACACUAAGUUAACUGUGCCUUUAAGCAGCUUGGAAAAUUCCAGAAAAUGAUGUCAAGCCUUUAGGAAAUUAGCCAAUUAGCUUCUGAUAGGAGGUGUACUGUAUUGGAGGUGUACCUGUGGAUGUAUUUUAAGGCCUACCUUCAAACUCAGUGCCUCUUUGCUUGACAGGAUGGGAAAAUCAAAAGAAAUCAGACCUCAGAAAACAAAUUGUGGACCUCCACAAGUCGGGUUCAUCUUUGGGAGCAAUUUCCAAAUGCCUGAAGGUACCACGUUCAUCUGUACAAACAAUAGGACACAAGUAUAAACACCAUGGGACCACGCAGUCAACAUACCGCUCAGGAAGGAGACGCAUUCUGUCUCCUAGAGAUGAACGUAGUUUGGUGCGAAAAGUGCAAAUCAAUCCCAGAACAACAGCAAAGGACCUUGUGAAGAUGCUGGAGGAAACAGGUAGACAAGUAUCUAUAUCCACAGUAAAACGAGUCCUCUAUCAACAUAACCUGAAAGGCUGCACAGCAAAGAAGAAGCCACUGCUCCAAAACCACCAUAAAAAAGCCAGACUACAGUUUGCAAGUGCACAUGGGGACAAAGAUCUUACUUUUUGGAGAAACGUCAUCUGGUCUGAUGAACCAAAAAUGUAACUGUUUGGACAUAAUGACCAUCGUUAUGUUUGGAGGAAAAAGGGUGAGGCUUGCAAGCCGAAGAACACCAUCCCAACUGUGAAGCAUGGGGGUGGCAGCAUCAUAUUGUGGGGGUGCUUUGCUGCAGGAGGGACUGGUGCACUUCACAAAAUAGAUGGCAUCAUGAGGAAGGAAAAUGAUGUGGAUAUAUUGAAGUAACAUCAAGACAUCAGUCAGGAAGUUAAAGCUCUGUCGCAAAUGGGUCUUCCAAAUGGACAAUGACCCCAAGCAUACCUCCAAAGUUGUGACAAAAUGGCUUAAGGACAACAAAGUCAAGGUAUUGGAGUGGCCAUCACAAAGCCCUGACCUCAAUCUGAUAGAAAAUGUGUGGGCAGAACUGAAAAAGUGUGUACGAGCAAGGAGGACCUACAAACCUGACUCAGUUACACCAGUUCUGUCUGGAGGAAUGGGCCAAAAUUCCAGCAGCUUAUUGUGAGAAGCUUGUGGAAGGAUCCCCAAAAGAUUUGACCCAAGUUAAACAAUUUAAAGGCAAUGCUACCAAAUACUAACAAAGUGUAUGUAAACUUCUGACCCACUGGAAAUGUGACGAAAGAAAUAAAAGCUGAAAUAAAUCAUUCUGUCUACUAUUAUUCUGAUAUUUCACAUUCUUAAAAUAAAGUAGUGAUCCUAACUGACCUAAUACAGGGAAUGUUUUCUAUGAUUAAAUGUCAGGAAUUGUGAAAAACUGAGUUUAAAUGUAUUUGGCUGAGGUGUAUGUAAACUUCUGACUUCAAAUGUAUAUAAUUCCAAACAUCAGGAGAUGUUGGGCAGAAUUUUAGGGGCUGACCAUUCACUCUUAUUGUAUGGAAAAAAGUUGUAAUAAAAAAUUGGUUACUGUUAA